Molecule: messenger RNA, 3123 nt
Organism: Gracilinanus agilis (Agile Gracile Mouse Opossum)
Lineage: Eukaryota; Metazoa; Chordata; Mammalia; Didelphimorphia; Didelphidae
Gene: DCAF6
Product: DDB1 and CUL4 associated factor 6
Exons: 21
Coding region: 340-2751 (803 amino acids)
Biological process (GO): positive regulation of transcription by RNA polymerase II
Cellular component (GO): Cul4-RING E3 ubiquitin ligase complex; cytoplasm
Molecular function (GO): protein binding
Source: RefSeq, a predicted model, not a curated record
AGAGAAUUCAUCCAAAGAUUAAAACUUGAAGCAACUCUGAAUGUGCAUGAUGGCUGUGUGAAUACCAUCUGUUGGAAUGACACUGGAGAAUAUAUUUUAUCUGGUUCAGAUGACACUAAUCUAGUAAUCAGUAAUCCCUACAGCCGAAAAGUCUUGACAACAAUUCGCUCAGGACACAGGGCAAAUAUAUUUAGUGCAAAAUUCUUACCCUGCACCAAUGACAAACAGAUUGUAUCCUGCUCUGGAGAUGGAGUCAUUUUUUAUACUAAUGUUGAUCAAGAUGCGGAGACCAACAGACAAUGCCAAUUUACGUGCCAUUAUGGAACUACCUAUGAGAUUAUGACAGUACCAAAUGAUCCCUAUACUUUCCUUUCUUGUGGUGAAGAUGGAACCGUUAGGUGGUUUGAUACCCGCAUCAAGACUAGUUGUACAAAAGAAGAUUGCAAAGAUGAUAUUUUAAUUAACUGCCGGCGUGCUGCUACUUCUGUAGCUAUUUGUCCCCCAAUACCAUAUUAUCUUGCUGUUGGCUGUUCUGACAGCUCUGUAAGAAUAUAUGAUCGGCGAAUGCUUGGUACAAGGGCCACAGGGAAUUAUGCCGGUCGUGGGACUACAGGAAUGGUUGCUCGUUUUGUUCCUCCCCAUCUUAACAAUAAAUCUUGUAGAGUUACAUCUCUGUGUUAUAGUGAAGAUGGCCAGGAGAUCCUUGUUAGUUAUUCUUCCGAUUACAUCUAUCUGUUUGAUCCUAAAGAUGACACUGCACGAGAGCUUAAAACUCCUUCUUCUGAAGAGAGGAGAGAAGAGUUACGACAGCCUCCCGUUAAACGCUUGAGACUACGUGGUGACUGGUCAGAUACUGGACCUAGAGCUCGGCCUGAGAGUGAGCGAGAGCGAGAUGGAGAGCAAAGUCCUAAUGUCUCAUUGAUGCAGAGGAUGUCAGAUAUGUUAUCAAGAUGGUUUGAAGAAGCUAGUGAAGUUGCUCAAAGCAACAGAGGAAGAGGACGAUCUCGGUCUAGAGGAGGGACAAACCAGUCAGAUGUUCCUGCUGUUCCUACUGGCCCAUCAAGUGCUGAAUUAGAAGUGGGUGAGACCUCAAUGGAAGUGGACACUCCUGCAGAGCAGUUUAUUCAGUCAUCUUCAUCUUCUACUAUGUCAGCUCAGGCACCUUCAACUUCAUCUUCCACAGAAAGCCCUCGUUCAACAUCUUUGUUGUCUUCUCCAGACACUGAACAGAGAUUAUCCUUAGAAGCUUCAGGAAACCAUUCACAUCAUCAGUCUGAAUUUUUGAGGGGGCCUGAGUUAGCUCUUCUUCGUAAGGGUCUACAACAACUGAGGCUUAAGAAGGCUGAGCAGCAGAAACAACAAGAGCUAGCUGAGGCCGCACAACGACAGCCUUCCACUUCUGAUCAGUCUUCCCCCGAGGGUUCCUCACAGGACCCUCAUCCUUCAGAUUCUCCUUCUUCUGUGGUUAACAAACAGCUCGGAUCCAUGUCCCUUGAUGAGCCACAGGAUAACAGUAGUGAAAAGCUGAGCCCACGACCAGGGACAGGUGAGCCAGUUUUAAGUUUACACUACAGCACUGAAGGAACAACCACAAGCACCAUAAAACUGGACUUCACAGAUGAGUGGAGCAGCACCGCCUCAAGUUCCAGAGGAAGUGGGAGCCACAGCAAGCCUGAGGAACAGGAUGCACCCCGAGGCCUCCCAAGCCCCUCCCAGCCACAGCCGCCCCCUCCAAGCGGGGAAGCCAUAGCUCCUGAAGAGUCAUCUGAGGAGACCACAAAGACUCAGGAGUGCAAAUAUGCAGAAGAAACAGUUCAAAAUCCCACAGAUCCAGAAACCGUUUUCUCUGAGUCUCUGGGAUGCAGCUCAGAAGAAAAAAAUGACCCCAACCAUGACAACUCUGGCAAAGUUCCAGAAGAAUCCUCUCCAGAGGAAAAAAGCCAGGAGCAGGGCCCUUCCACUCAGCCCAGCUCGGAGGGAGCUGCCCAUGCAGAGGACACCCAAGAUGAGCAGCAGGCCCAGGCAGAACCCCCGGGGCCGCUCCCUCAGGAGGAAACCUUAGCCCGGAGCUCCACUUUCCAGGAAACUGAUGACAGUGAUGACGAGCCGGUCCUAAUCCCAGGUGCGAGAUAUCGAACAGGACCAGGGCAUAGAUUUAAUGUCAGAGGAACAGCAAUAGGUGAUAGAAUAAUGAGACGAUCCGCUGUUGCCCGAAUUCAGGAACUCUUCAGGAGGAGGAAAGAAAGGAAAGAGAUGGAAGAACUAGACACUCUGAAUAUCAGGAGGCCCCUCGUAAAGAUGGUUUACAAGGGUCAUCGCAACUCCAGGACAAUGAUAAAAGAAGCCAAUUUCUGGGGUACUAAUUUUGUGAUGAGUGGCUCUGAUUGUGGCCACAUCUUCAUUUGGGAUCGCCAUACUGCUGAGCAUUUGAUGCUUUUGGAAGCUGAUAAUCAUGUCGUGAACUGCCUACAGCCACAUCCAUUCGACCCAAUUCUAGCCUCCUCUGGCAUAGAUUAUGACAUAAAGAUCUGGUCACCCCUUGAAGAGUCCAAGAUUUUCAACAGAAAACUUGCUGAUGAAGUUAUAACUCGGAAUGAGUUAAUGCUGGAGGAGACUAGAAACACUAUUACUGUUCCGGCUUCUUUCAUGUUACGAAUGUUGGCCUCCUUGAAUCAUAUCCGAGCUGACCGUUUAGAAGGUGACCGAUCAGAAGGCUCCGGUCAGGAGAAUGAAAAUGAAGAUGAAGAAUAAUCAGCUUUACUCAGCAAGCACUUAGAUGUUCUGAAAUUUGUAUACAACAUUUAUUAUAUUUUUCCUUACAGAGCUUUAGCACAAUAUUAAGGGUUUUUUUUAUAACAUAACAUUUAUUUGGAACGAUUGUGUGCAUGAAUUUGGGAGAGUGUGCAAGAAAAAUUAGCAAAAUGUUUUUAAAACCUUUUGCCACAUAUGAGGGGUGCUAGAAGACACAGAGUGCAAUAUUUUCCCUAACCUGCAGACGAGGGAGCUUGGAUCAAUGUUCAAAAAUAAUUUUCAUUAUAGUGAAAAUGUUGGUUCAAAUAAAUUUCUAUACCUGCUAUUUGCAUGUUUGUUGCUUUCUAAUUAAAAGAAUUGGUUGUUUUAAAA